CGCCCCCGAGCGCCGCCUCAGCAGCGCCUGAGACCGAGCCAGGAGCGGGCAGCGCCGAGACACCGGCCCUGCUGCCAGCGCCGCGGGGGACGUGGAUCCUUGGUCAGGAGUCUUGCAGAGACCAUGAGCUAUUGCUAGGCUCUAGCCUUCUGACUUUUAGUUUGUGAGGGGAGUUUGCGACACCAGGGGCCAUGGCGGACUGGGUUCUCCUCGGACUGAUUGGGGCAUUGCUUGUGCUCCUGCUGCUGACUCUCUUUGGCUUUGCCAUCUAUUCGGGGCUCUUCUCGGAAGUGGUUGUGAGUGCUGGCUCGCCCCCCAUCCGCAACAUCAGCCUGGCGUACAAGUUCAAAGUGGGGCCCUACGGCGAGUGUGGCAAGCUGUUCACAGAGAGCUGCAGCAUAUCUCCGAAGCUAUGCUCCAUUGGCGUCUACUAUGACAACCCUCACACGCCCACCGAGCUCCAAGUGCCAUUCCAUUGUGCAUCCUUAGCACCGUCGCCAGCUGAGUCCCAAACCUGCCACCGUAUAGAAAACUCUGCAGUGCCACCUGAGAAAUGCCGCUACAUUGUGGGCUGCAUCCUGAGCGAGGGGGAGGAGAAGCCAUCAGAGGAGCUGAUCCGACUCUUCCAGAAGUUUGGCUUCAAGAUCUUUUCCUUCCCGGCUCCCAGCCAUGUGGUCAUGGCAACCUUCCCAUUCACCACACCCUUCUCCAUCCAGCUGGCGGUGAACCGUGUCCACCCGGCCCUCGACACUUACAUCAAGGAGAGGAAGCUGUGCGCCCAUCCCAGGCUGGAGAUCUACAAAGGAGACUGCAUCUAUUUUGUGUGCCCCCUGGCACGCCAAGGGGACUUCUAUGUGCCAGAAAUGAAAGAGAUGGAGCGGAAGAGCAGAGUGGCAGAGGCAGACGAUGCACAGACAGAUAUCACAGGGGCUGAUACCCUGAGCGAGACGAGCUCCAUCAGCCUGGAGGCCACGACCGAUAGCAGAGAGACUUCGGUGGCCACCUCCAUCCUGUCCCCCUUCGCAGCUGGCCGCGGGCGGGAUGAACUGGACAAUCGCAGCGAGCACAGCUACAGCGAGUCAGGGGCUAGCGGCUCCUCCUUCGAGGAGCUGGAUCUGGAAGGCAAUGGCGAUGGGUCGGCAGGGCAGCGUUCUGACCUGGGCUAUGCCGAGGAGCAGGAGACCACAAAGGCCAAGUGGGCUAAGGAGCCCACUGCUCUGGAGAAAGAGAGGGGUGAAGAAUAAACCAGAGUCCUUCCAUCUUCCUCCCCUUUAGUCGGAAAAAACUGAUCUGUCCUGUUUUCCUUCUCUCUAGCCAAGAGAUUUCAGUCACCGAUUCCCAUUGAGCCCCUCUCCCCGUCCUCUGAAGAUAGAUGUUCUAGUUGUUACAAAGAAGGACAGCUCCACCAAGGGAGAGCAUAGCUAGAAGCUGUUCUCCAGGAGCCUUUCACCCGCUUGUGUGCUGUGGCAGAGAGCUGGGGGUGCAGUCUGUUUGAUGAGCAGUGAAAUGUACUUCCAGGCUGCUUGUGUAUAAAUGCAUGGUGAGCUCUCUGCACGAGGAGUGUGUGUGUGUGUGUGUGUGAGAGAGAGAGAGAGAGAGAAAUGUUCUCCCUUUGCCUGUCUCCCUGCUCCAGCCCUCCAUCUCCUCAAGGCAGCCUGGUUCUCCACCAUAUAGACACACAUUGACUGGCACCAAAGAGCAGAUAGUGGUUUUAUUCCAUGGGAAAAGGAAAUAUACAAUGUAAAAUCGUUCUCCUGAAACAGAUGUUAAGCUUUUGGGAUCUGUAAUAAAGCAAGUGCUUUUCCUCUGAGAUAUGAGGGCUCGA
This is a messenger RNA of Gopherus evgoodei (Goodes thornscrub tortoise), 1825 nucleotides long. It is a transcript of the gene TEX264, whose product is annotated as testis expressed 264, ER-phagy receptor. Gene Ontology annotation, biological process: reticulophagy; protein-DNA covalent cross-linking repair. Gene Ontology annotation, cellular component: endoplasmic reticulum membrane; replication fork; nucleus. Bases 192 to 1244 code for a protein of 350 amino acids. The transcript has 7 exons. NCBI's taxonomy places the organism in Eukaryota, Metazoa, Chordata, Testudines, Testudinidae. The record is from RefSeq and is a predicted model, not a curated record.